ACCAGCACAACCAUGGGCAAGCUGCUAGCAUCACUGGUAUUGGCUGUGGCCGUGUUAGCCAUGAUCGCCGAACUAACUAGUGCACAAUGUUGCACUAGCGGCAACUGUGGCUACUACAACUUCAACGCCCAAUCAGGAUUCUCUCAAGGGGGCAGCUGCCAAUCAGGAUGCUCUCAGGGUGGCGGCUGCCAAUCAGGAAGCACUUCGACGGGCGGCUGCCAAUCGUGUCAGAGUGGUCAGCAGACGGGCAGUUCCUGUCCCACGCAAACUUACAACAUCGUGAUUCCUUCUGGGGGUUCUGUGACGGUGUCUCAGGCGUGCAACCCCUCUAUGGCCUCACCCUCCACCACCCCCUCUUGUACAGCAGCGCAAACUCCAGCUCAAGGGCAAUCAUAAAUGACGAACCCUCAUCUAUCAUGACUCAUGAUCACAACAUAU
Molecule: messenger RNA, 438 nt
Organism: Plutella xylostella (diamondback moth)
Lineage: Eukaryota; Metazoa; Arthropoda; Insecta; Lepidoptera; Plutellidae
Source: RefSeq, a predicted model, not a curated record